Molecule: messenger RNA, 936 nt
Organism: Gracilinanus agilis (Agile Gracile Mouse Opossum)
Lineage: Eukaryota; Metazoa; Chordata; Mammalia; Didelphimorphia; Didelphidae
Product: vomeronasal type-1 receptor 1-like
Exons: 1
Coding region: 1-936 (311 amino acids)
Biological process (GO): G protein-coupled receptor signaling pathway
Cellular component (GO): membrane
Molecular function (GO): pheromone receptor activity
Source: RefSeq, a predicted model, not a curated record
AUGAUUGCUCAUGACAUUGCACUGAAAAUUAUCUUCUUCUCUCAGACUCUGGUUGGAGUGGUGGGGAAUUCCUUCCUCCUGGGUCUUUACAUCAUCACCUUCUUUGCUGGUUCCAGGCUGAGGACAAUAGACAUGAUUCUUACCCAUCUGUCCUUUGUCAACAUCUUGGUGCUUCUCUCCAAGGGGAUCCCUCAGACAAUGGCUGCUUUUGGGCUCAAUAAUUUCCUGGAUGACAUAGGAUGUAAAUUUGUCUUUUACUUUCAUCGAGUGGCCCGGGGACUUUCUCUAUGCACCACUUCCUUCCUGAGUGGCUUUCAAGCCAUCACCAUCAGUCCUGGGAGCUCCAGGUGGGCAAAAAUCAAACCCAGAGUUCAAAAGUACAUGGUUCCCUUUUGUCUCUUCUGUUGGGUCCUCCACAUGGGAUCAAAUGGUCCUAUUCUUGUCUAUAUGAAAGGCCCAAAGGGUCACAAAAACACCACUAGUAUACUGGAUUUUGAUUUUUGCUCUGUAUUAUUUAAUCCUUCAUUUUCUACCACAAUAUCUGCAUUCAUAAUUUUUCUACAUGAUAUCACAUGUCUAAUAAUUAUGAUGUGGACCAGUGGUUCCAUGGUACUUGUUUUGUACAGACAUCGCCAAAGGGUCCAAUAUAUUCGUGGUAGCAACCUCUUCUCUAGACCCUCUCUUGAGACCAGGGCUACCCAAUCUAUCCUGAUGCUUGUUGGUAUAUUUGUAUUCUUUAACUUAAUCAAUUCUGUAUUGACAGUAUAUGUGCAAUUUGCAAAGACAAAACUUUGGCUGUUGAAUGUUUCUGCCUUCCUGGCUGCCUGCUUUCCAGCUUGUAGCCCUUUUGUGUUGAUCUUCAGUGAUUCACAAGUAUCUACGUACUACUUGAUUAUUCGGGAGAAAAUAAAGCUUCCAUCCUUCAUUGACUAUUAG